This is a messenger RNA of Penicillium digitatum Pd1, 204 nucleotides long. The record is from RefSeq and is a predicted model, not a curated record. NCBI's taxonomy places the organism in Eukaryota, Fungi, Ascomycota, Eurotiomycetes, Eurotiales, Aspergillaceae.
AUGACUAUCUUCAACAAGGGUGCCCUUGCACAACUGCCAGCUCCUCAUUCGCUUCGCCGGUUGCCCGCCGUGGGUCUUCCCUUCUGUCUAUCGGCUUCUCCUACGCUAUUCAAAAAGCCAUUGAAGCGUUGGGAGCAUGCCACUGGUCAAGGCUCAAUCCAGGCGAUGGUGCAAUCGGUUUGCGUUAUGAAUCAGAGGCGUUGA